Molecule: messenger RNA, 1537 nt
Organism: Elephantulus edwardii (Cape elephant shrew)
Lineage: Eukaryota; Metazoa; Chordata; Mammalia; Macroscelidea; Macroscelididae
Gene: VPS4A
Product: vacuolar protein sorting 4 homolog A (S. cerevisiae)
Exons: 11
Coding region: 145-1458 (437 amino acids)
Biological process (GO): vacuole organization; endosomal transport
Molecular function (GO): ATP hydrolysis activity; ATP binding
Source: RefSeq, a predicted model, not a curated record
AGCUCCGGCUUCUCGCGGCCACCCUGCCUGCCCCCAGCCCCGACCCUUCGGGCUUCCCGUACCGGACACAGCGCCUCGACUCUCCGGGGCCGUACCGAGGCCACAGACAGCACCGCAGGGUGUGGGGCGGAUCCAGGAGAUGAAAUGACAACGUCAACCCUCCAGAAAGCCAUUGAUCUUGUGACGAAAGCUACCGAAGAGGAUAAAGCCAAGAACUACGAGGAGGCCCUCCGGCUCUACCAGCAUGCCGUGGAAUAUUUCCUGCACGCCAUCAAGUAUGAGGCACACAGUGACAAGGCCAAGGAGAGCAUCCGAGCCAAGUGCAUGCAGUACCUGGACCGGGCGGAGAAGCUGAAGGAUUAUUUACGGAACAAAGAGAAGCAUGGCAAGAAGCCGGUCAAGGAAAGCCAGAGUGAGGGCAAAGGCAGCGAUAGUGACAGUGAAGGGGAUAAUCCAGAGAAAAAGAAAUUGCAAGAACAACUGAUGGGUGCUGUCGUGAUGGAGAAGCCUAACAUUCGGUGGAAUGAUGUGGCUGGGCUCGAGGGGGCCAAGGAGGCCCUCAAAGAAGCUGUCAUUUUGCCAAUUAAGUUCCCACACUUGUUCACAGGCAAGCGCACCCCUUGGCGAGGGAUACUGCUCUUUGGACCCCCUGGCACAGGGAAAUCCUACCUGGCCAAAGCUGUGGCCACAGAAGCCAACAACUCUACCUUCUUCUCUGUGUCUUCCUCGGAUCUGAUGUCUAAGUGGCUGGGAGAAAGUGAGAAGCUGGUAAAGAACCUGUUUGAGUUGGCCCGGCAGCACAAGCCCUCCAUCAUCUUCAUCGAUGAGGUGGAUUCCCUGUGUGGGUCCCGAAACGAAAACGAGAGUGAGGCUGCCCGCAGGAUCAAAACAGAGUUCCUGGUCCAGAUGCAGGGGGUGGGAAACAACAAUGAUGGGACUCUGGUUCUUGGUGCCACAAAUAUCCCAUGGGUAUUGGAUUCAGCCAUUAGGAGGAGGUUUGAAAAGCGAAUUUACAUCCCGUUGCCAGAGGAAGCUGCCCGGGCCCAGAUGUUCCGGUUGCAUUUGGGGAGCACACCCCACAGCCUCACAGAUGCCAACAUUCACGAGCUGGCCCGGAAAACGGAAGGCUACUCGGGUGCAGACAUCAGCAUCAUUGUGCGGGACUCUCUCAUGCAACCCGUUCGCAAAGUACAGUCGGCAACACACUUCAAGAAGGUCUGUGGCCCUUCCCGCACCAACCCUAGCGUUAUGAUCGAUGACCUCCUGACCCCGUGCUCACCAGGUGACCCAGGGGCUAUAGAGAUGACUUGGAUGGACGUCCCUAGUGACAAACUUUUAGAGCCUGUGGUUUGCAUGUCAGACAUGCUCCGGUCUUUGGCCACCACUCGGCCCACUGUGAAUGCCGAUGACCUUCUGAAAGUUAAGAAGUUUUCAGAGGACUUUGGACAAGAGAGUUAAAAGCUUUUUCACCUGGUGACGGUGGGAGGCUGACUGGGGAAAUCCACAGUACUCCCCAUGCUGGUAGCCAGACAGCUUC